Molecule: messenger RNA, 1162 nt
Organism: Cornus florida
Lineage: Eukaryota; Viridiplantae; Streptophyta; Magnoliopsida; Cornales; Cornaceae
Product: transcription factor GTE10-like
Exons: 6
Coding region: 273-710 (145 amino acids)
Source: RefSeq, a predicted model, not a curated record
ACUUACUUUUUCUGAUGAUGUUUUGAGUGGCUAAUUCAUGCUUUGUGUUUGUGUGUCAUCAAUCAUAAGUUUAAGGUUUUCUUUUUUGACGAUUUAAGUUUAGGGUUUUUUUUUUACUUCCUUUCGAUUGGCUGCUCACACUCGUGUCGGAUUUGAAAGACUAAUUGGUAAAUUUGGAGUUGAACUGCUGAAGGCCAACAAAUUGGAGUGCUUUCAUCACUUCAGACUAAGUAUAAACCAGUUGAAUUUUCAAAAUUCAACUGUCUCCAAAGAUGGCCAUCCGUGCUGGAUGGCUAAAGAAUAUCCUGAAAUCACAGCAGGAGCUCAUGCUAAUUCACGUUGGCAUAGAUGAUCGAAUUAAAAUUCAGUGGGAAUGGGAAAAGGAGAGGCGGGAAAAGGAGAGGCGGGAAAGGCUGCAGCAUAAAGACAAUGGCAGAGUAGAAGGCCGAAUCAGAGCUAAUCAAGCUCAUUCACAACUGACAGCCGGAGCAUGGCAAAUGCAACGGGAGAGAAAUAGAGAAGCUGCCCGAAUUUCUUUGCAGAAGAUGGAGAAGACUGUUGCGUUUGAGGACAAUCUGCUCAUUGGGAAAUACUUUGAGAGCCUCAGUGUCUUUGAUUCAACCAGACCAUUGGAGUUGUUUGGUUUGUUUUUGAAGAAAGAUGACUUCUACGAUGAUGAGGAGGCAGAAGAGGGAGAGAUCUUAGAAUAAGUUUUGAACCAAAAUAGCUGUCAUAGAGAACAGUAAUGUAUAUUGCUGCAGAGGCUAAAGCUUGCCACUAUGUACAGAAAGAUUGCAAGCUCAUUAUAGAGGUCUUGAAGGAAGAUUGUGUAUGCACUUGAUCACAACUGACUUAAGUUUUGUAGUUUUUUAUAGCUCUAAGCUGAUAAUUGUAACUUUGUAUUGCCAGUGCAAUGCAAAUUUUUGGUGUUGCUUUGGCUAGAAGGUGUUCUUUUUUUGACUUCUCCUAGGACUUUGCCUCUUGCUUAGUCCUAGUUGAAUGGCCACGUGCCACCACUGUAACAUUCUACUUCAUGUAAUAGUAGCUCAAUGUCAAUCUUUGAUUUAAUUUGUUGAUAUGAGCCAACUUUUAUACAUACUGCUGUCUUUUUGUCAUGACCAAUUUUUAAUUAUCUAAAUUUAAUUAUUGUAUUUAAUUUUCA